Molecule: messenger RNA, 993 nt
Organism: Neoarthrinium moseri
Lineage: Eukaryota; Fungi; Ascomycota; Sordariomycetes; Amphisphaeriales; Apiosporaceae
Exons: 7
Coding region: 1-993 (330 amino acids)
Biological process (GO): tricarboxylic acid cycle; malate metabolic process
Cellular component (GO): cytoplasm
Molecular function (GO): L-malate dehydrogenase (NAD+) activity
Source: RefSeq, a predicted model, not a curated record
AUGGUCAAGGCAGUCGUUGCUGGAGCCUCUGGCGGCAUUGGCCAGCCUCUUUCGCUCCUCCUCAAGCUCUCCCCGCUCGUUGAUGAGCUCGCCCUCUACGAUGUCGUCAACACCCCGGGUGUUGCUACUGAUCUUUCCCACAUCUCCUCCACUGCUAAAGUCACCGGCUACCUGCCCAAGGAGGAGGGCGGCAAGGCCGCCUUCAAGGAUGCCGACAUCAUUGUCAUCCCUGCUGGCAUUCCCCGCAAGCCCGGCAUGACCCGUGACGAUCUCUUCAACAUCAACGCCGGCAUCGUCAAGGGCCUCAUUGAGAUUGCCGCCGAGGUCGCCCCCAAGGCCUACAUCCUGGUCAUCUCCAACCCUGUCAACUCGACCGUCCCCAUCGCCGCCGAGGUCCUCAAGGCCAAGGGCGUCUUCAACCCCCAGAGACUCUUCGGUGUCACCACCCUCGACAUUGUCCGUGCCGAGACCUUUGUUGCCGAGAUUGCUGGCAAGAAGACCGGCUCCGAGCUCACCGUCCCCGUCAUCGGAGGCCACUCCGGCGAGACCAUCGUCCCUCUCUUCAGCGCCGUCAAGCCCGGCGUUUCCAUCCCCGAUGACAAGUACGAUGCUCUGGUCAACCGCGUCCAGUUCGGUGGUGAUGAGGUCGUCAAGGCCAAGGACGGUGCUGGCUCCGCCACUCUGUCCAUGGCUUUCGCUGGCUUCCGCUUCGCCGAGAAGGUCCUCAAGGCUAUCAAGGGUGAGAAGGGCCUUGUAGAGCCCAGCUACAUCUACCUCCCCGGUGUCCCCGGCGGCAAGGAGAUUGCCGAGAAGACCGGUGUCGACUUCUUCUCCGUGCCCGUGGAGCUUGGCCCCAACGGUGCCGAGAAGGCCACCGACAUCCUGGCCAACAUCACCGACAAGGAGAAGACCCUGUUGGACGCUGCCAUCAAGGGCCUGAAGGGCAACAUCGAGAAGGGCAUCAACUUUGCCCACAACCCUCCCCAGAAGUAA